CAAUAAUAAAUAAAUAAUGAUUAUUCUUGUAGUGACGUCACGUUGCUAUUGAAUUCAAAUUACUGGCCACUAUUACUACAAAACAAUAUUUUAAAUUACUUUUAAAUUUCGAACGCCCUCUAGCGCACAAGGGAGUUUCAUUGAAAGAAGCUUGUGAAAGAAUCCUCUAGAAAGUAGGCAUAGAAUCUCCGUGGAAUCUCCGGUAUCAAAAUCUUUACGUGAAAUUUUAUUCAUUUUCCGAAGUAAAUCAAAACAGCAGACAAAAUGUGUGACCGCAAGGCGGUGAUCAAGAAUGCUGACAUGAGCGAGGAGAUGCAGCAAGAUGCUGUUGACUGUGCAACACAAGCGCUUGAGAAAUUCAACAUUGAAAAGGACAUAGCUGCAUUUAUAAAGAAAGAGUUCGACAAGAAGUACAACCCAACGUGGCAUUGCAUCGUGGGGCGCAACUUUGGCUCGUGUGUCUUGGAUAAGUUUAUGAAAUACGAGUUUCUGGAUGAAAACUAG
Chilo suppressalis (striped riceborer) is the source of this 504-nucleotide messenger RNA. The record is from the annotation of a GenBank genome assembly. Lineage: Eukaryota; Metazoa; Arthropoda; Insecta; Lepidoptera; Crambidae.